UCUCAGUCAAUUCAACAAAUUUUGUAUUAUUUUCUGACUUGACUUGAUUAUAAUUCUGAUUCAACUCAUUGUUUCAUUUUAUAAAUUGUAGGAAAGUCUCAGCCGUUUUUUCUGAAAUUAUCUGUUUCAGCUGUGUAAAAUUUACACAUGCUCGUUAGUGAUUGUUUAAAAAUUGAUUAAGUUUGUUUCCUGAUUUAAGAAGCCAAUUAUCAAUUAAUUAUUCUGAGCUUGAUUUGAUUCCUUGUCAAAAGUAGCAACACAUUCAAACAGGUCAAAUAAACUGAAUGGACAAAAAUACUUAAAAGAAUAAUCUUUUAAUUCAAAAAAAAAGCUAACUUCGUCAAACUUACACUCCAGGUUAAGUAUCGGUGGCAAUCGCAAAAAGUUUGACCUCCCACAAAAUACAAAACAGCAAAUGGCUACAGCAUCUCAAAGCUCAAGUUCUAGUCCGGAAAGUUCUCUCCAAGGCCAAAGAUGUGAGAAAAAGCCCGGAGAGUUUAACAAAGAACUUCCGUGUGGACAUUUCCUUUAUUAUGGUUGCGCCAGCGAAUUAGAGCCAGAUUCACAGCAUUUGCAGACAUGUCCAAUUACAAAUUGUCAAGGUCGAGUAAAAAAAUCAAGAAGCCAGUUGAAGACCAGAGAUUUACCCACCCCAUUAGAGCAAUCGUCAACUUUCACUGCUUCGAAAACAGCAAUCGGAUCCCACUCCAAGUUUCCUUCUAAACUGUUCUGUGAUCGUCAUCCAAACUACGAGCUCAGAUAUUUCUGUGAAGGCGUCAAAUGUAAAACUCCCAUCUGUGAAGAGUGCUGGAAAAAUGACCACGAGGACAAAAGUCACAGAAUCAUUCUAAUGACGGAGCUGAUGGUCCAGAUUGAAUCUCAGAAAGAUAUCCAGAAAAGGCUGGAAAAUUACAAACAAGAGUGCCAGAAGGUCGCUAUGUUUCUGGAAGAGGAUUGGAAAAAUCUGCUGAAGAAUAUUGCGAAUGCCGAGAAAAAACAUCGAGAGGUACUGCGAUCCAAAUCGACAAACGAGUUAGAUGUAAAAUCAAAAGAAGUCAAAGAAUUUUUACGAUUGAACUGGAAUGAUGUGAACAUCUUCAAGUCAAAAUUUUUAUCUAAAAUUGACGACUUGCGAAAAACAUGGGAAGAUAUUUACGGCAAGCGAGUAAAAAAUACAGAAAAUUCAUCACUGAAUAGCAGUUCUUCAACUAUUGAAAACGCAAAGGAUUCGAGCAUAUCAGAAAAAAAAGAUGAAUCGUUCUCUUCAUCGCAGAAUGGAUUUGAUUGUCUCAUUGAUACGAAUAGCGAAACGAUAUUUGAGACGCGAGAGAAUGAUACGGUUGAUUAUCAGGAAAAAUCAGAGUCAAAAAAUAUAAAUAAACUUCCAUUGAAGAAGGUGAAAACGGGCAAGUUAGGAAACAAAAAAGUUCCUUUUAUAAUUAAAGCAGUUUACAAUUCAAGCACAAAGGAAGUAUUUGGCCUAGCAUAUCAGCUCUUCAAUAAAGGCACUGGCAUCGCUGUUUGUAGCAUAAACGAAGCAAGACGUAGAGUUAUAUUCGAAAGAGAGAUGAACUGGAAUUCGUUGAGGGGGACCGACGAUACAGAAGCGGAAAACUUACUUGAUAUAGCAAUGGACGGUGGAAACAUACUCUAUGGAAUCGUACAACGGUCUAAGGACAAAGAAAAAAGAUUAGAAGUUUUGGAUCAGAACAAUUUCGUAAAGAAAGGACAACUUGACACACGUGGAAUUGAGAACAAAAAGAGAAUUGGCUGGCGUGUUAGUGCAUUCGGCGGUACUGUUGUGUUAGCAGUUUAUGACUACAAAAAACACACUGAGGACAAAUGGAAAAGUGUGACUGUGUUCAAAAAUCAACGUAGAGAGCAUACGGUUUCUUUGAAUAUUGAAAUUGAAGGCGAAAUGUUCUAUUUUACUUGGAGACCUCUUUUGGUCAACGCUACAACUCUGCUGCUCUCAUGUGGUGUUAAUGCCAAGAAAAUAGCAGUGGUUUGGUUACCAUCUUUAUCAAAACAUUGCUCAUCGGUAUCUGAUUCCAGCUCAGCGCCGAAUUCUAGUUCGGAAACGCAGUCUUCGCAAGCCGAUUUAACAUCAACUGCUCAAGCGCUUGACGAGCUAACACCUGGUGUUACUUUGAACCCUCAAUCAGUUCGGUUCCUUAAGCUGCCAGUAAAAGGAAUUAUUAGUUCACUUGUGUGGUUAGCAUCGGAUAACGUGCUUUUAUCUAAAUCACUCGAAGGAUAUUUAUUCGUCUUGGAACUAUACAAAAAGGAAAAUAGAACAAUAUAUAAGCAUACGUCUUUGUUUGUGUAUAAAGUUGAUUUCGAACAAGUUUUUUCAUCAAAAAAUCUCGACGAAAAAGAAAAAACAAUACAGCCUAUGCCCGAAAUCAAAACUCAAAAAGAAAAAAUAGUACACUGUACCAUUGACAACGCUACAAUCUUUGCUACUUACAAUGAUCAAAAAAGACACAUGCGACCAAUACUUCUUGAUCUAAAACACCAGAAGAAGCUUUGAACAUAUAAACUCAGAGAUUCAAAUUGCCAAAAAGCGUAUAUUAUAGUCUCGAUGCUUCAAAUAACCCAAUAUUUAAACUCUGAAUAGAUG
This is a messenger RNA of Symsagittifera roscoffensis, 2623 nucleotides long. RefSeq lists its product as uncharacterized. The record is from RefSeq and is a predicted model, not a curated record. The transcript has 3 exons. The coding region runs from base 416 to 2533 and encodes 705 amino acids. NCBI's taxonomy places the organism in Eukaryota, Metazoa, Xenacoelomorpha, Acoela, Convolutidae. Gene Ontology annotation, molecular function: zinc ion binding.